Messenger RNA from Cebus imitator (Panamanian white-faced capuchin), 2983 nucleotides. RefSeq names its product repetin (gene RPTN). The record is from RefSeq and is a predicted model, not a curated record. The transcript has 4 exons. The coding region runs from base 47 to 2182 and encodes 711 amino acids. Gene Ontology annotation, cellular component: cornified envelope. Lineage: Eukaryota; Metazoa; Chordata; Mammalia; Primates; Cebidae. Gene Ontology annotation, molecular function: calcium ion binding; transition metal ion binding.
UCUUCUGCUCCUUCCUCCGCAAGCAGGUUCACCUGUAUUUGUCAAAAUGGCUCAACUCCUGAAUAGCAUACUCAAUGUGGUAGAGGUGUUCCACAAAUACGCCAAAGAGAAUGGGGACCGUGCCUUAUUAUGCAAGGAGGAGUUGAAGCAACUGCUCUUCGCUGAGUUUGGAGACAUCCUUCGGAGGCCAAAUGACCCAGAGACUGUGGAAACCAUCUUGGACCUCUUAGAUCGAGACCGGGAUGGACAUGUUGAUUUUCAUGAGUACCUCUUGUUGGUGUUCCAGUUAGUCCAAGCCUGCCAUCGUAAGCUAGACAAUAAGUCACAUGGAGGUAGGACCUCCCAGCAAGAAAGGGGGCAGGAGGGAGCACGAGACCAUAAGUUCCCAGGUAACACAGGUAGACAACACAGACAGAGGCACGAGGAAGAAAGGCAGAACUCCCACCACAGUCAGUCUGAGAGACAAGAUAGGGACUCUCACUAUGGUCAGCCUGAGAGACAAGACAGAGAAUCACACCAUGGUCAGCCUGAGAGACACGACAAGGAUUGCAGCCUUGAUCACUCAGAAAGACAAAGUCAAGAUUCCAGCUCCGGUGAAAGCGUGAGUCACAAAUCUAGCAGUGGCCAGGCUAAAUGGCAGGGGCAUAUCUUUGCCUUAAAUCAGUGUGAAAAACCAGUUCAGGAUUCUCAUUAUGGUCAAUAUGAAAGGCUUGCACAACAAUCUGAAACACUUGGACAAGACUCUCGCUUUAACCAGACAAAUCCACAGAAAUCAAGCUCUUAUUAUAGACAGUCUGGGAGGCUGGAUCAGGAAUCAGGCUGUAGUCAGACAGACAGGCAAGGCCAGAGUUCCCACUAUGGUCAGACAGACAGACAAGGCCAGAGUUCCCACUAUGGGCAGACAGACAGACAAGGCCAGAUUUAUCAUUAUGAUCAGGCAGACAGACAGGACCAGAAUUCCCACUAUGGUUAUUCAGACAUACAAGGCCAGAGUUCCCAUUCUGGUCAGAUGGACAGACAAGGCCAGAGUUCCCACUACAGUCAGAUGGGCAGACAAGGCCAGAGUUCCAACGGUGGUCAGACAGAUAGACAAGACCAGGCACACAGACAAGGCCAGAGUUCCCAGUAUGGUCAGUCACAGACUGGGGAAAUACAAGAGCAAAAUAAGUACUUCCAAGGGACUGAUGGAACAAGACAAACCUCUUAUGAUGAGCAAUCAGGAAGAUCAGGGAGGCUAAGUCAACAGACUCUAGGACAGGAAGUGUACCAAAAGCAGGUACAAGGAUUCCAGUCUAGGGACCCACAGCAGAUUGGCCACCAGGUAUGGGAGCCUGAAGAGGGCAGUCCAUACCACCAAUACAAACUCUUAGCACACAUCCAACAAGAAAGACCACUUUGUCACAGAGGGAGAGACCGGCAAUCGUGCAGUAGUGAGCAGGGCCACAGACAGGCCCAGACCAGGCAGAGUCAUGGUGAGGGGCAGAGCCACUGGGCAGAGAAAGAGCAGGUUCCUCAAAACUGGGAUAUACACAACCAUGAGGGUCAGGAAGGUCCGUGUAGAACACAGGACAGGCGAACCCAUGAAGAGCAGAACCGUCAGAGACAAGACAGGCAAACCCACGAAGAUGAGCAGCACCAUCAGAGACGAGACAGGCAAACCCACGAAGAUGAGAAGAACCAUCAGAGACGAGACAGGCAAACCAAGGAAGAUGAGCAGAACCAUCAGAGACGAGACAGGCAAACCCACGAAGAUGAGCAGCACCAUCAGAGACGAGACAGGCAAACCCACGAAGAUGAGCAGAACCAUCAGAGACGAGACAGGCAAACCCACGAAGAUGAACAGAACCAUCAGAAACGAGACAGGCAAACCAAGGAAGAGGAUCAAAACCAUCAGCAACAACAGAAUAGACAAAACUAUGAGAAGAAAGAGAGCUAUCAAGGAUCUCAGAAUCGAAAAUCUCAAGUGACCCAGAGAAGCUGUCCUAACAGAGAAAAAUUCUACAUGAAUGAAGAUGACCAGAGCCAGGGCUUACAGGGAAGACACUCUGAGCCGUCCUUCUAUCCAACCCAGAGCAGUGGGAAGCCCCAAAGCAGAGAACACUGUGGUCACCCUUCCAAGGCAGCUACUGCUCCCAACCCUCUCUAUGACUAUGUGCAAGAGCAGAAAUCCUAUCGGUACUAGUCUAUGUGAGCACCAGACAUAAAGCAACACAAGCCAAAGAAGAAACCUAUAUGUUGAGUUCAUCUUUAAUUCUAUUUAAGAGGUUGAGAAUGUAUUUCUUCCCUCUCUUCUCUCCUGUAUCUACCUGCAAGGAUGUUUUUGAGGACUAGUACUCACUUGAGGGCUUUUCAGUUAUUUGGGAAGCAAUUCUAGGGUUUUCUGAUACAGCAAAAUCUAGGUGGUAAGUUGGGUGAGAUAACCAUAUCUUAAUGAUGAUCAUUUGGGUAUUUAAAUAAUGUCCUGGUUUGCCCUCUGUGUAGAUGAGAGCUGAUUGAAUCACUGAAAGGCAGAACACUUCUCCCUAAAGUUCAGAAACAGAAAAGAUAUUCUGAAGAUUUACAUUACAACUGAGGAGAGGAAACCCAGGUUUUGGUGAGCUUUGGCUGCUAUAGAUAAAACAUAAGGAAUUUCAAGCUUCAUAGUCUAGACUAGAAUGAAACUCAGCGUGAGGCUGCUAGGAGAGCCAGAAACACAGAGUGCAUCACUGAUCUUGACUACAUCUCCCAUUCCAGGCUGUCAUUCCAUACCAGAGGGACUGUCCAUUAGUGCCUACCACUAGAGCUGACUAGACUCAUUCCAACUCAAUGUCUUUAUAGUUUCUGAUUAUAUAAAAUAGAAAGAAUAUGUCAUAUGUUUGCAAAUUCCAGGGCACCAAAACUGUCAAUCCAUAGCUCCUAAGACCUGAAAACUCUUUCAAGGUAAUCUAUGUGCAGACUAUGGAAUUGUAUUUAAAUAUCCAAUAAACAAUUGAUGAGCAAUGAC